AUGCAUGACGAUGACACCUUUGCCGGUGCUGCUUGCAGGAGAGUGACUGGGCUCCCACUCUGUGUGGGGUCCACUUGGCACUCUUCGCCGGCAAUGGUGUUGUCUUGCGGUGGUUCCAGUGGGUUGGUUCGUCCUCGUGCAAGGGUAAGUCGAUGUGUCCUGUCUUUUGUGCCAUUGCUACUUUCACGGUCAUCGACCGUUGCCGCCUUAUCCCCUUUAGUUCCCAACAUAGGUCUGAUCCAUGUUGACAAUGGUGGUUCGUCCUCGUGCAAGGCAACGGUCGGUUCAUCAACAACAAACAGGCAACAGCAAGUCCUUUACUUUCUUUGGUGGUCCUGGUCGUCAACGUCUGUCUCCUCCUUCCUCUCCGAGACAUGCAUGCAUGACGAUGACCUGAUGACGACCUGCCGGUCUUCCUUUGAGCUGCUUCGAGCCUUUGGGUGGUGUCGUCUUUGCGGUGGUUCCGAUGCACAUUCGGACAUUAUUGCCGUUGGUUUUCCCGAGCGUCAGCAAACUCCCAGCCAUCGACUUAACGGAAUAUCCAAAAGACUUAACAGGACUCUACCAACCUUCCAACGGUCAAGUGCACCCCCCCUGGACUUAACGGAACUACCAAACGACUUAGAGUACACUUCGAAGCCUCAUCCUUCACCUCGACCUCAACCGGAUUCCGACGCUGCAGUCUCCCGUCAUCGAUCGUCAUGCAAGCUUCCUUGGAUUAUCCAAAAGACUUAA
Molecule: messenger RNA, 735 nt
Organism: Seminavis robusta
Lineage: Eukaryota; Bacillariophyta; Bacillariophyceae; Naviculales; Naviculaceae
Source: the annotation of a GenBank genome assembly